CUCUGCCUUGGUCUCAGUUCCGUGGCUAUCAUUCUGCGCGUUUGGACGCGAUUCUUCAUAAUGAAGGCACAUGGAUGGGACGACUAUACCAUGAUCCUUGCCUGGCUUUGCUUCAUUCCUUAUACUGGGAUUUGCCUGGAGGCGAUGAAAUAUGGCUCUUGGAAGCACCAAUGGGACGUUACAAUGAGCGACAUGUUCGUAUUCUUGAAGCUAGCGAACGUUAUGGAAGUGUUCUACAACCCAACCAUUUUCGUGACCAAGCUCUCGAUUCUCCUGCAGUACGAGCGACUCUUUUGUCCUCAUCGAGCCGGCUGGACACACCUUGUCAUAUGGGCACUCAUCAUUUUCAACCUGCUGUUCUACAUUGCUGUUAUGAUACCCCAAGUCCUGGCCUGCAAUCCACGAGAAAAGAUCUGGCAUCCAUAUAUUGAAGGGACUUGCCUAGAUCUGGCCGCGAUCUUGAUCAGCGGCGCUGUGGUCAACGUCAUCUCGGACUUCGCUAUUCUGAUUCUGCCUCUUUUCAAAGUUUGGCGACUCCAACUUUCCGCAUCAAAGAAACUUGGUGUCUCGGCGAUCUUUGCAACUGGAUUAUUUGCAUGCCUAUCCAGUAUAUUUCGCAUGGUGAAUAAUGUGCGUUUCGCACAUACCCAGGAUGUGACUUGGAAUCUGAGUCCAGUGGCAUUGUGGACCAUGGCUGAGAUAACGAGCGGCAUUAUCUGUGGCUGCAUGCCCGCCGUUCCUCUCUUCUUCAAACAC
Messenger RNA from Trematosphaeria pertusa, 756 nucleotides. RefSeq lists its product as uncharacterized. The record is from RefSeq and is a predicted model, not a curated record. The annotation marks the transcript as partial. The transcript has 6 exons. NCBI's taxonomy places the organism in Eukaryota, Fungi, Ascomycota, Dothideomycetes, Pleosporales, Trematosphaeriaceae.